Messenger RNA from Mesoplodon densirostris (Blainville's beaked whale), 2938 nucleotides. It is a transcript of the gene PCDHB3, whose product is annotated as protocadherin beta 3. The transcript has a single exon. The record is from RefSeq and is a predicted model, not a curated record. Gene Ontology annotation, cellular component: plasma membrane. NCBI's taxonomy places the organism in Eukaryota, Metazoa, Chordata, Mammalia, Artiodactyla, Ziphiidae. Gene Ontology annotation, molecular function: calcium ion binding. The coding region runs from base 494 to 2854 and encodes 786 amino acids. Gene Ontology annotation, biological process: homophilic cell-cell adhesion.
GGAGGUGGGGUGAGUAGCUCUAGCAGGUGUCCACUUCCGCAAAAUCAUGGAAAUGGGACUCUACCAGGGACAGUCACUUCUUUUAGAUAAGAGCGCAUUUCUUCUCCCUAGAUUGUGUUUAUUUAACCCAUAUAACAGAAGAAAUUCCUACAGUAGCAUCAACUCGAUUUGAUAAAAGGGAAUAAGCGAUUAAAAAAAUCAAAACAAAAAGCCCAGCAAACAUCACCUUCUCCAAGAUUUUGAAGCUGUGAGCGAACGCACGGUGGCGCUGUUGACUAAGAAGGAGAAUUAAACCUCAGGCACUGUGUAUACUCUGUAACACACCGAUUCAGUGCCGUAAACUAGGGGUUGGGAGCCGGGGCAGAUUUUUAAGCAAGCAAAUCUGAGACUCUGGUAAGGAUUAUUCGCUAGGUUUUCUUCAAAGGUUAGGAGGCAAAAGACUGUGUUCCCCAGUGCUGUUGGAGGCUAGCUUGACAAUAUUUCUCGGAAGAACAUGGCAGAAAAUGCAAUGGAGGCCGGAGGAGAGCGCUUUCUUAGACAAAGGCAAGUCCUGUUUCUCUUUGUUUUUCUGGGUGGGUCUCUGGCUGUGUCCCAGUCGAGACGCUACUCUGUGGCUGAGGAAAAAGAGAGGGGGUUUUUCAUCUCCAAUCUAGCAAAGGAUCUGGGGCUGAGUGUAGGGAAACUGGCCGCGAGGGGGGCCCAAGUUGUGUCUAAAGGGAACAGACAGUAUUUUCAGCUCAACCAUCAGACCGGUGAUUUGCUCCUGCAAGAGAAACUGGACCGGGAGGAGCUAUGCGGCUCCGCAGAGCCAUGCAUACUGCAUUUUCAGAUAUUACUGCAAAACCCCUUACAGUUUAUUACAAAUGAGCUCCAGGUCAUAGACGUAAAUGACCAUUCUCCGGCAUUCUCUGAAAAUGAAAUGCAGCUGAAAAUCCUAGAAAACACUCCACCAGGAACAAUCAUUCCUUUGGGAAAUGCUGAAGACUUGGAUGUGGGAAGAAACAGUCUCCAAAACUACACGAUCACUCCUAAUUCCCAUUUCCACGUUCUCACACGCAGUCGUAGGGAUGGAAGGAAGUUCGCAGAACUAGUACUAGACAAAGCACUGGAUCGUGAGGAGCAGCCAGAGCUUAGGUUAAUGCUCACUGCGCUGGAUGGCGGGACUCCACGGAGGUCUGGGACCGUCCAGGUUCACAUCCUGGUCUUAGACAUAAACGACAACACCCCAGAAUUUACACAGUCCCUCUAUGAGGUUCAAGUUCUAGAGAACAGCCCCGUUAACUCUCUUAUUGUCACUGUUUCAGCUUCUGACUUAGAUACAGGAAAUUUGGGUACAAUAUCAUAUGCAUUUUUUCAUGUUUCUGAAGAAAUUAGAAAAACUUUUCAACUAAAUCCAGUUACUGGUGAUAUCCGACUAAUCAAAUAUUUGAAUUUUGAGGCGAUCCAUACUUACGAAGUGGACAUAGAAGCCAAGGAUGGUGGAGGCCUUUCAGGAAAAUCAACAGUGAUAGUUCAGGUGGUUGAUGUGAACGACAACCCACCAGAACUGACCUUGUCCUCAAUUACCAGCCCUAUCCCAGAGAACUCGCCAGAGACUGUGGUGGCUGUUUUCAGUGUUUCUGACCUAGACUCUGGAGACAAUGGGAAAAUGGUGUGUUCCAUCGAGAAUGAUCUCCCCUUCAUCCUGAAACCAUCUGUAGAGAAUUUUUAUACCUUAGUGUCAGAAGGAGAGCUGGACAGAGAGAUCAGAGCCGAGUACAACAUCACCAUCACCGUCACAGAUAUGGGAACCCCCAGGCUGAAAACCGAGCACAACAUAACCGUGCUGGUGGCCGACGUCAACGACAACGCCCCCGCCUUCACCCAGACCUCCUACACCCUGACCGUCCGCGAGAACAACAGCCCCGCCCUGCACAUCGGCACUGUCCGCGCCACAGACAGAGACGCGGGCGCCAACGCCCAGGUCACCUACUCGCUGCUGCCGCCCCUCGACCCGCACGUGCCCCUGGCCUCCUUGGUGUCCAUCAACCCGGACAACGGCCACCUGUUCGCCCUGAGGUCCCUGGAUUACGAGGCCCUGCGGGCGUUCGAGUUCCGCGUGGGCGCCGCCGACCGCGGCUCGCCCGCGCUCAGCAGCCAGGCGCUGGUGCGCGUGCUCGUGGCGGACGACAACGACAACGCGCCCUUCGUGCUGUACCCGCUGCAGAACGCCUCGGCGCCCUGCACCGAGCUGGUGCCCAGGGCGGCCGAGGCGGGCUACCUGGUGACCAAGGUGGUGGCGGUGGACGGCGACUCGGGCCAGAACGCCUGGCUGUCGUACCAGCUGCUCAAGGCCACGGAGCCCGGGCUCUUCGGCGUGUGGGCGCACAACGGCGAGGUGCGCACGGCCCGGCUGCUGAGCGAGCGCGACGCGGCCAAGCACAGGCUGGUGGUGCUGGUCAAGGACAACGGCGAGCCGCCGCUCUCGGCCAGCGUCACGCUGCACGUGCUGCUGGUGGGCGGCUUCUCGCAGCCCUACCUGCCGGCCCCGGAAGCGGCGGACGCGGCCCCGGCCGCCCCGCUCACCGUCUACCUGGUGGUCGCCUUGGCGUCGGUGUCGUCGCUCUUCCUCUUCUCGGUGCUGGUGUUCGUCACAGUGCGGCUGUGCAGGAGGGGCGGGGCGGCCUCGGUGGGCCGCUGCUCCGUGCCCGAGGGCCCCUUUCCGGGCCAUCUGGUGGACGUCAGCGGCACGGGGACCCUGUCCCAGAGCUACCAGUAUGAGGUGUGUCUGACGGGAGGCUCCGGGUUAAAUGAGUUUAAAUUCUUGAAGCCAAUUCUCCCUAGUGGUCUGGUUCAAGACACUGGGCAGGACUAGCGCAAAAAGGCAAUUGCAAGAAUAGCGUAGGUUUCAUUAACAGAAGAAUCAAAAAGUUGUCUGGCUAUGAAUGCUUUCUUUUAA